Molecule: messenger RNA, 3229 nt
Organism: Salvia hispanica
Lineage: Eukaryota; Viridiplantae; Streptophyta; Magnoliopsida; Lamiales; Lamiaceae
Source: RefSeq, a predicted model, not a curated record
AGCUGUGUGCCAUCAUAAUCCCUAAGAUUCAGUAAUCAGAAACGACUUGUAACCGCCUCUCUCUCUCUCUGUCUAUAUAUGGUUAUAUAAAUCUGCGGUUGAAGAUUUGCAAUCAAGAUUUUUUCUUUUAUCCUUGUUUAGAAUUAGCCACACCCUCCUAAAAUAUCCUCAUUUUUGCCAACUUGCACUUAUCGUCCCUUUGUGGACUGUCACCCUACCUCAACAACCAAUGUUUCUCUCUCACUGAAACCUUCGAUUCCGAUGGAGGAGAUUGGAUCACCUCCAGAGUCCUCCAAUUUGGAGAGCCAUGGAAGCCCUGCUCCCUUGAUACCCACGAGUAGAUUGGAAAGGCUGUUGAGGGAGCGAGUGUUGAGAAGGUCCAGCAAGUCCUAUCACUCGCUCGAAGAAUCGAGAGAUAGUAACGGGGAUUUGGACAUUUCUGGUUACUCAAAUGAUCUGUAUCUGUCUGAUGGUGACAAGGGCUACCAAGAUGAAGAUAUGUUUGAAGGGAAUGUCAUUGGUAAGCAUCUGACUGAUGGCAUUGAGAAACAGGAUGUUCGAGUUCCCAAGCAAAGGUUACUGGUGGUGGCGAAUCGGCUGCCAGUGUCUGCGAUUAGGAAGGAUGACGACUCGUGGGGACUUGAAAUAAGUGUAGGCGGCCUAGUUAGCGCGCUUUUGGGUAUCAAUGAGUUUGAAGCUAGAUGGAUUGGAUGGGCUGGUGUGAAUGUUCCUGAUGAAGUUGGACAAAGGUCACUGACUAAAGCUCUUGCUGAAAAGAGAUGCAUUCCUGUGUUCCUCGAUGAAGAGAUCGUGCACCAGUAUUACAAUGGCUACUGUAACAACAUAUUGUGGCCUCUUUUCCACUAUCUCGGGCUUCCACAGGAAGACCGCCUGGCAACGACAAGGAGCUUCCAGUCUCAGUUUGCUGCGUACAAGGAAGCGAACCAGAUGUUUGCUGACGUUGUAAAUGCGCAUUAUAGGGAGGGAGAUGUGGUGUGGUGCCAUGAUUAUCAUCUCAUGUUUCUUCCGAAAUGCCUAAAAGAUUACAACCGCAAGAUGAAAGUAGGUUGGUUUCUACACACACCUUUCCCCUCCUCUGAAAUUCAUCGGACAUUGCCAUCAAGAUCGGAACUUUUAAGAUCUGUUCUGGCUGCUGAUUUGGUCGGAUUCCACACGUAUGAUUAUGCGAGGCAUUUUGUAAGUGCCUGUACUCGUAUUCUCGGACUUGAAGGGACCCCUGAUGGUGUGGAAGAUCAAGGAAAGCUGACUCGUGUUGCUGCGUUUCCUAUUGGUAUAGAUUCUGAGCGGUUCAUUCGAGCUCUAGAGCUUGAUGUAGUUAAGGCUCACAUGAAGCAAUUGAAAGAGCGUUUUGCUGGAAGAAAAGUAAUGCUAGGGGUUGACCGUCUAGAUAUGAUUAAAGGAAUACCCCAAAAGAUUUUGGCAUUUGAAAAGUUCCUUGAAGAGAACCCAGUUUGGCGCGACAAGGUAGUUUUAGUCCAAAUUGCUGUACCAACAAGGACGGAUGUGCCCGAGUAUCAGAAGCUAUCAUCCCAAGUUCAUGAAAUUGUUGGAAGAAUAAAUGGAAGAUUUGGAUCCCUUACAGCUGUUCCAAUUCAUCAUCUAGAUAGAUCUCUUGAAUUCCAUGAAUUAUGCGCCUUGUAUGCUGUUACUGAUGUUGCUCUUGUUACAUCACUACGCGAUGGAAUGAAUCUAGUGAGUUAUGAAUUUGUGGCCUGCCAAGCUUCAAAGAAAGGGGUCCUCAUUCUAAGCGAGUUUGCUGGUGCUGCACAGUCACUUGGCGCUGGAGCAAUUCUGGUGAAUCCUUGGAAUAUUACAGAAGUUGCUUCAUCGAUUGGUUACGCUCUGACUAUGCCAGCAGAUGAAAGAGAAAAAAGGCAUCGGCAUAAUUUCACUCAUGUUAGUACUCACACGUCUCAAGAGUGGGCCGAGACAUUUGUAAGUGAACUCAAUGAUACUGUUGUUGAAGCACAGCUACGGAUUAGGCAAAUUCCGCCAUUACUUCCCAAAGGAGACGCUGUCGAGCACUACAUACAUUCAAAUAAUCGUUUACUUAUUCUGGGAUUCAAUGCGACGCUUACUGAACCUGUCGACACCCAAGGGAGGAGGAUCGACCAGUUCAAAGAAAUGGAGCUUAAGUUACACCAAGACUUGAAGGAGCCACUGAGAAGACUAUGUGAGGAUCCAAAGACCACCAUAAUUGUCCUUAGUGGGAGCGAUAGAAACGUUCUUGACGAGAACUUUGGAGGAUAUAAUUUGUGGUUGGCAGCUGAACACGGGAUGUUUUUGCGUCGUACUACAGGAGAUUGGAUGACGACAAUGCCAGAAAAUCUAACCAUGGAUUGGGUUGACAGCGUGAAGCAUGUGUUCGAAUACUUUACUGAGAGGACACCCCGGUCUCAUUUUGAGCUCCGUGAGACCUCACUCGUAUGGAACUAUAAGUACGCAGUAUUCUCAGAUGUUGAAUUCGGGAAGCUUCAAUCGAAGGAUCUGCUGCAGCACUUAUGGACAGGUCCGAUUUCAAAUGCUUCUGUUGAUGUCGUUCAAGGAUCGAGAUCUGUGGAGGUUAGAGCAGUUGGAGUAACCAAAGGCGCUGCAAUUGAUCGAAUCCUGGGAGAAAUAGUUCAUCACAGUCACGUGGAAGCUCCUAUCGAUUAUGUUUUGUGUGUUGGUCAUUUUCUACCAAAGGAUGAAGACAUUUAUAGCUUUUUCGAGCCGGAGUUACCUACUGGACCAGCACCUAGUGCAAGGGCCAAGAUCGCCAACCCUCUCAACAGAUUCGCGUCUAACUCUACAGGGGUAGCUGCAUUCUGCCGCAAUGCUGCUUUGCCUAUCCCGUCUCCAGAUUCACGAUCCAACAAUUUUCUGGGGAACGGGAACUGGUGGUCUCGUAUGCGCGAGAGAAUGACUGUGCACGAGGGCUCAUCGGUUCUUGAUCUCAGGGGAGAGAAUUAUUUCUCAUGCGCGGUGGGGAGGAAACGUUCCAGCGCAAGAUAUCUACUGGGAUCAUCGACCGAGGUCGUGGAAUUGCUAAAGGAACUAACAGCUUGUCAGCCAUGAAGAUACUAAAAGGUUACAAAUCAUAGCAAGAUUUUGAGUUAAAUCAUUAUAUUAGUUUCAUUAUUUGUGGUUGCCAUGGUAGAUUAAUUAUGAUGAUUGAUUGAUACAAGUGUAGAAGGUAAUAAGUAGAAAAAGAAGCAAGAAUUCAUCA